Molecule: messenger RNA, 372 nt
Organism: Miscanthus lutarioriparius
Lineage: Eukaryota; Viridiplantae; Streptophyta; Magnoliopsida; Poales; Poaceae
Source: the annotation of a GenBank genome assembly
AUGGACACUGUUGCUCCACAUGUACUCAUAGUUGAUGACACCUUUGUUGAUCGCCUUGUGGCAUCUCGAGUCUUAAAGAGUUGUAACAUUCAAGUGACAAUUGUGGAGGGCCCAAAGCAAGCCUUGGAUUUUCUAGACGUGGAGAAUGAUGUAAAGCUGAUUCUAACCGAUUAUUGUAUGCCUGGUAUGACUGGGUAUGAUCUUCUGAAGGAGGUGAAGGAAUCACCAAAGUUGAAGCAUAUCCCUGUGGUGAUCAUGUCUAGUGACAACAUCCCUGAAAGGAUGCAAAAGUGCCUGGAUGCAGGGGCAAAGGAGUAUAUCAUAAAGCCUAUCAAAGCUGUUGACGUGCCCCGUAUUUUGAGCUACAUUUGA